Mustela lutreola (European mink) is the source of this 5071-nucleotide messenger RNA. It is a transcript of the gene LTV1, whose product is annotated as LTV1 ribosome biogenesis factor. The coding region runs from base 3346 to 4635 and encodes 429 amino acids. Gene Ontology annotation, biological process: ribosomal small subunit export from nucleus; ribosomal small subunit biogenesis. The record is from RefSeq and is a predicted model, not a curated record. The transcript has 9 exons. Gene Ontology annotation, cellular component: preribosome, small subunit precursor; nucleus; cytosol. NCBI's taxonomy places the organism in Eukaryota, Metazoa, Chordata, Mammalia, Carnivora, Mustelidae.
AUUUGGGAGUGAAUGAGAAAACCACUUAUAAAUCAAGAUAACUGAGGCAAGAAAUGGUAUCAAUCUUAAGAACACAAAAAUAAGCCAUGCCCUACUUAAAAUUUUAUAUGUGUGUACAUGUAUGUACCAUCAGGAGAGAGUAGGCUGCUUGUUCUCUGGUGGCAGCUGUCAAAAGAAGGCAUCUUUGGGUGUCUGGGUGGUGCAGUCAGUUAAGUGUCUGACUUGGUUUUGGCUCAGGUAGUUAUCUCAGUGUUGUGCUAUCAAACCUCAAGUCAGGCUCAGUGGUGAGUGCAGAAUCUGCUUUAACUCUCUUUCCCACCGCCUCCCUGCUCACAUGCACUUGGGCUCUCUCUCUCAAAUCCUUUUUUAAAAGUAGCAACCUUUGACAAUGGUUAGAAUUUUGACUAAUAAUUAUGGUUAUAUUAGAACCUUUCAGUAGAAGAAAAGCAGCUGACAUUGUGUAUAUUAACAACUAUUCAAUGUCAUAAAGUAUCUCAUAGAUAGAACUUAAUUUUUGCAGAAUAUUCAUAUCUUUAAUAGUUGUAAAAAGCUGCAGGCUAACCCGGAGAAUAGAAGCAGUAUAUUGUAAUGAAGUUCCUGUGACUCUUCUCAACCAAAAUGCAGUCAAUUUAAAUUUUUUCUUUGAGUAUAAAUGAGAGCACAUAUUUAAUAUGAAAUUAAUACUAUUUAUUUAAGCUUUUUUUUCCCAUGUUAAUGUUAAAGAUGCCCAUGUCUUAUGCCUUUAUCUUUUUGUUUAGUAUUAGUAUACAGUAAAUUUUCCUGUGAAGCUUUAUACUUUUUAUACUUAAAAAAAAAAAAAAAAGUAGAAGAUACUCAUUUAUUGGGUUUAUUAACAAAAAAGAGCUAAAAAGGGCAUCAAUUUCUCCCACUUCUCAUCCUCCACUCCUCUCAUGAUCUAGGCAUUCUUUUCUUCAGGGAAGUAAAAUCAUAGCUUCUCCAGUCUAUAGUUUGUUGCUUACGGGGAGUCAAAAGGGCUAGGUUUCAGGGUAUUAUCCCAAAGGAAGGUAAUGAAUGCAGCUGUUCCCUCACUCCCUAGAUUGUAGCUCUCUUGUAAGGCUUGUGUAUCCCAUUCCUACAUCUCUGUCAUAACAACCAGCUUCUGUACUCUUCUUUCCCUAGGUGACACUAUCAGGAGUAGGAUGUGUAUCUUAGAGGCUCACCUCCUUCCAAGACUCAGGGAGGGGAGAGUGUCCAAUCGUUGUUCAACUUUAUCUUAGGGAGAUAAGUCUUAAUGAAGUUAUAAGAUUCUUCUGGCUGAAUUGUAUUGGCUUUUGAAAGAUUAGCUUUUAAUAAUUAAUUCAUUUUGGGUAAAGAUAAUCACUAUUUAGUUGGCUUUUUAAUACAAAAAGGCUCUUAAAUGGACACUUCCGUGAUGUUUAUAAGGCUGAGAGAAUGAUGUUUAAAAACAAAAAUGCCAUCAGUUUUCUGUAGCAUGAUGAAAAACUAUGGAUGAGUCCAUGUGCUUUUUUUGACUUCAGAGUAAUUUGAAACCACCAGAAUUGAGUAAACUAGAAAUAUUGAAUAAACUCUAGAAACAAAAUAAAGCAGUACAGAAAUAAGCAGUCCAACUGUCACAUGAAAGAAAGCAGGUACCAACAUGGUAGAAAGCAGUUGGGCAAACUCAGCAGAGUUCAGAACUACUGCAAGUAAAAAACAUUUCUUUUUUAAAAAAUAGUCACUAUCUAAACUGAAUUGUGUAUGGUUCUUUUGACUGUUUUUCAAGAUUUGAUAAAGAUCACCAAAGGUAAAUUUACUAAACACAAACUGAUCUUUCCUUUUUUAAAUAACCGUACAUUCCAAGGAUAGAUAAUCACAGAAUAUUUUUAAAACGAGGCAAAGCAGUGGGAUGCCUGGGUGGCUCAGUCAUGAUUUCGACUCAGGUCAGGAUCCUCAGGAUUGUGAGACGGAGCCCCCACACUGCUCUCUGAACUGAGUAUGGAGCCUGCUUGGGAUUCUUUCCCCCUGUUUCUCCCCUCCCUGCUAGUGCGUGCACAUUCUCUCUUUCUCCUCUCAAAAAAAACAGCAAAACAAAAUUGUGUAUUUUGUAAUUUUUAAUAAUAUACCAAAAAUUAAAUUGUGUACUUUAAUUGGCUGAAUUGUAUGGUUACAUUAAUUCCAUCUCACUAAAACUCUUAAAAAAAAAAAAACAAACCAACAACAACAUUAUAGUGGAAAACCAGAUCUUUUGCUAUGCUUAUGCCCCCAAGAAACACAUUUUGGAAGCUAGGUUUGCUGGCUGUGCAUUCCUCUACAUAGCUUUUCAAUCGUGCUCCCCAGAAGCUUCCAAUUCCACAUGCUGCAUGAGCCAGUAAGAAAUACAUCUCAGCUUUCUGCCUGCUUCUAGACCGAGGAUGAGGUGGGUGGUGAGGUGCAAGAGAUAGGUAACGUGGUAACCCUUACAUUGGUAACUGGUUGAUAAGAUCACACUAAAGCAUAAGGAUCAGUCAGAAAAUAUGUGCCAGCACAUACUGAGGUGUAUUGUGUAUGGUGUGAAGAAUGAAGGGAUUUACCCAAAGGAAAGUUCUAGAAGAGUGGUCAAGAAGUGCUUCAUGGAGGAGGGAGGAACUGAUUUGGGCCCUAAAGGGUGGGUUGUAUUGAAGCAGGAAGGAAACAUUCCAGUCAGAAGGGACAUAGGUAGUAGUGUGGAUCAUAGUGUCUGGCAUAUGUGUGCUCCAUAAAUCACUUUGAAUUAUUCCAUGAUGUGAGGAAUUGGAUGUGAUUUACAUGGAUGCAGUAUUAUUAAUAGAUUUGGAUGUAUAGAAUAGUAAGUAGGCCUUGAUUGUAUAGACUUUGAAAAUCAGGAGUGAAAAAUCAAAACCUGUUAUAAGUUCAAGAAGGUCACAAAAUAAAGGAGUUUUAAUCUGGAAGUGAUAAGAAGGUUGGAUUAGGUACAGACUGUCUAAACAGUGGUGGUAAUAAUCUGUGUCUUGGUUAGCCAUGAGUACGAUGGUGCCCAAAAGACUUACGUGCAAUCACAGUACACAAGAGAGUUCAAAGGGCUAUGGAGAUGGAGAGAAAUGAUUUAUGACCACCCCGGGAUUUAAGAUGGCCAAUUCAGAGAAAUGCUGUGCCUUUACCAGAGAUUGGCAUGUUAUCUCAUUUUAUGAGGGAUAAGGUUAAAUUUUGAAACUUGAGGAGAGUGGCAUUACAAAACCUGGAUUUGAAUCCCAGAACCUCACUUAAUGACUAGUUUCAGGCAGGCAUGGCAUUUGACCUUUCUUAGCUUUUAUUGACUAUCACAUGCAGCUAUCCCACAAGGAUUAAAUGGAGUAAUGUGCUGGAGGAGGCUUUGUAAAGUAUUCCAGGGGAUCCGUUUGUGAAAGGAUGAUAAGAUAUACAAGUUUCAAAUAUUUUACUGGAGUGCAAGUGAGUGAGAAGGCAGAACUUGGUUGCAUUCGUUUUUCGAGAACUGCUAAAACAAAUUACCACACCUUACCACUGGGUGGCUUAAAACAACAGAAAUUUAUUCUCACAGCUCUGGAGGCCAGAAGUCUGAAGACCACGGGAAUUAAAUUGCCUUCAUCGGUAUUUGCAUCAGAGUUUGAGGAAGAUGUUGGAUUGUUGAAUAAAGCAGCUCCUGUUUCAGGACCUCGGCUGGAUUUUGAUCCUGACAUUGUUGCUGCCCUUGAUGAUGAUUUUGACUUUGAUAAUCCAGAUAACCUGCUUGAAGAUGAUUUUAUUCUUCAGGCCAAUAAGCCAACAGAAGAAAACGGAACAGAUACACAGAAAUCUGAGGCCGAAGAUGACAGUGAGUGGGAAGACAUGGAUGAUGAGAAGGAAAGAGGUGGUGAUGACGAUAACUAUGGCUCUGCGGGCUCAUCAGAUGAGACCAUGUCUAUCCCUGGAAAACCUCCUGGGACUGUAGAAAAUCACUUAUUCUGGGAAGAGGAAACAAAAAGCCGCUUUACUGAGUAUUCUAUAACAUCCUCAGUCAUGAGGAGAAAUGAACAGCUGACUCUUCAUGAUGAGAGAUUUGAGAAGUUUUAUGAGCAAUAUGAUGAUGAUGAAAUUGGAGCUCUGGAUAAUGCUGAAUUGGAAGGUUGCAUUCAAGUAGACAGCAAUCGCUUAGAGGAAGUCUUGAAUGACUACUACAAAGAGAAGGCAGAGAAUUGUGUAAAACUGAAUACUCUUGAACCCUUCGAGGAUCAGGACUUGUUAAUGAAUGAACUUGAUGGGUCUGAGGAGGAAGAGGUUAUUACUGUAGUUCUUGAAGAAGCCAAAGAGAAGUGGGAUUGUGAAUCUAUUUGUAGUACAUACUCAAAUUUAUAUAACCAUCCACAACUUAUCAAGUAUCAACCAAAGCCCAAACAAAUCCGAAUAUCUUCUAAAACAGGAAUACCUCUCAAUGUCUUACCUAAGAAAGGACUCACAGCAAAACAAGUUGAACGAAUGCAGAUGAUUAAUGGCAGUGAUCUGCCAAAGGUGUCAACCCAACCUCGAUCUAAAAAUGAAAGCAAAGAAGAUAAAAAAGCAAGGAAGCAAGCUAUAAAAGAAGAGCGCAAGGAACGGAGAGUGGAGAAGAAAGCUAACAAAUUAGCCUUCAAGCUGGAAAAAAGAAGGCAGGAACAGGAGCUCUUAAACUUGAAGAAGAAUGUUGAGGGGCUAAAACUAUGACAGUAGAACAUUUGGGAUAAGGUGCCUAACCCCCUGGGACUCCUCAUUAUGUUCAGUAUUGAACAAGGAUCUUCAAAGAGAUAAAAUUAUUUAAUCUGCCAUUUUUACUGGCAGGUAUUUAUACCACCAGGUUUUCUCUGCCAUCUGUCUUGUAAAUAUUGUAACAUUUUUAAAACUUAAUAUUAUAAGCUUAGAAUUUGCUCUGAAAUAAAUGAUUUCACAAAUGUGAAAUGUUUGGAUGAGUUUAAGGAAAACAUCUUCAUAACAUAAAUGGAAUUGGUGUAUUCUUCAUUUAUUUGUAUGAUUGUCCCAGCUGUCUUUUGCAGAUGUUCUCAAAUAGUUCUUUGAAACCUUUCCACUCCUUUUCAGGAGUUAAGUGGUUUAAUUUGCUGUAUGUAGAAAAGUGACCCCAUUAAACUCCAUUUUGAAAUUCUGA